AUGCAAGAUCAAUUCCUUGAAAAGUUAUGGCAGGUUGCCCAGGGAUCCUGGUCUUCUGGGGUUCUCCCUAGCCAGGAGAGCUUAUCUCGAGCACGGUCAUCCAUCCCCACUCAGCUUCCCGUUGCUGGUGCCAGACUGGAGUCCGUUCAGCAACACAUCGUGAAUGAUAUUGUGCCGGCUUUCAAUGGAGGCAGUCUCAGUCCUAAUUACUACGGCUUCAUCACAGGAGGAGUAACACCGGCUGCUCUCUUCGCUGACAAUAUUGUAUCGACAUAUGAUCAGAAUGUCCAGGUACACCUGCCAAACCACUCUAUUGUCACCGAUGUUGAGUACCAUGCGCUUGGCUUGCUCGCAGACCUUUUCCAUUUAGAUCGUUCCCAAUGGCAUAAUGGUACCUUCACCACCGGUGCGACAGCCAGCAAUAUUCUUGGCCUGGCAUGCGGGCGAGAGUUUGUUCUCCAAAAAGCAGCGGAGAGAAAGGGACACACACUGGGCAGUGUCGGUGAGCACGGAUUAUUUGAGGUGCUACAAGCCCUGGACCUUUCAGGGAUUCAAGUUUUAUCGACAUUACCUCAUUCAUCCGUGGUUAAAGCCGCUGGAAUUCUAGGAAUUGGCCGUGCCAACGUACGGAACAUCUGCCGUGAUGACGAUCCGCUCCAAUUCGACAUGGUCGCGCUAGAGAAGGAGCUCGCAAGGACCGAAAAAGUCAGCAUUAUAUCUGUAUCUUGUGGCGAGGUUAAUACUGGUCGGUUUGCGACAUCUGGAAUGGCGCAACUAAGCCAACUCCGCAAGCUUUGUGACCAGUAUGGAUCAUGGUUACACGCUGAUGGUGCCUUUGGAAUCUUUGCUCGCAUUCUUGACGACAGCCCGGAAUUUGCGACAAUAAAAAAGGGCUCUGAUGGCAUUGAGCUUCUCGACUCCAUCACUGGUGAUGGUCACAAGUUGCUUAAUGUGCCUUAUGACUGUGGCUUCUUCUUUUCUCGACACCCAGACUUGGCUGCAUGUGUUUUCCAGAACGCGAACGCAGCUUAUCUGACUGCAGGUGCAACAGACGGCCCAUCAAUUCCAUCUCCCCUCAACAUUGGAAUCGAGAACUCUCGUCGCUUCCGAGCAUUGCCAGUCUAUGCGUCGCUUCUAUGCUAUGGAAGAGAUGGAUACCGAGACAUGCUUGAGCGCCAAAUUCGACUUGCACGUACUAUCUAUGAGUGGAUUUUCGAUAGUUCAGCUUAUACAGCUCUACCAGAGACCAAUUCCAAGGCUGAGCUUGUGGACCAGACCUUCAUGAGUGUUUUGUUCCGUGCAAAAGAUGAUACUUUGAACAAACAGCUGACGAGUAAAAUUAAUGAGACGUCACGGAUGUUUGUGUCUGGAAGCAGUUGGGAUGGUGCCCCCGCAACUCGGAUUGCUAUUUCUAACUGGCGAGUUGACGUUAACAGGGAUGCUGCUCUGGUGACGGAUGUUUUGGCACAGGUGGCCCAACUAUGA
Messenger RNA from Penicillium malachiteum, 1485 nucleotides. Its product is annotated as pyridoxal phosphate-dependent decarboxylase family protein. Gene Ontology annotation, biological process: carboxylic acid metabolic process. The record is from RefSeq and is a predicted model, not a curated record. NCBI's taxonomy places the organism in Eukaryota, Fungi, Ascomycota, Eurotiomycetes, Eurotiales, Aspergillaceae. The transcript has a single exon. Gene Ontology annotation, molecular function: pyridoxal phosphate binding; carbon-carbon lyase activity. Bases 1 to 1485 code for a protein of 494 amino acids.